AUGGUCGAUGAACACAACCUGACACUCACCAUUGGAAAUGGGAUCAAGAUAAGCCCUAAGAUCACUGAAGCUAAUUAUCCACGGGGCCACUCACGAGCUGUGUUAUAUCCAGAUGCUAGAUUGAAGAUAGCUUAUAAUGUGUUCACUCUAUUUAAGAACUCAGGAAACAUCCGACCUGAAGAAGCCCUGAAUCUAGUUUUUUGCCAUGGAGCCCAGAUGUGUAAAGAGCUCUGGAAUUAUACGAUUGAACUUUUUUUCAAUGAUCCAGACCUCGGUCCUAAAUUAGGCAAGGUCCUUGCAAUUGACUAUGUAGCUCAUGGUGAUUCAUACUUAGCCAAUACUGAGAGCAUCAGUUUCGAAAACAGCUGGGAAGAUGCGUCUCGAGAUAUUAACGCUGUCGUCAAAGAAGAAAAACUAAUUGGCACUACGAUUCUUAUUGGUCAUUCUAUGGGCGGUAUGCAGGGCCUGUGGUCUGCUUUUUAUGAACCUGGUCUAUAUGAUUCAGUCGUUACUAUAGAUCCGCAGGGAUAUAGAGAAGAAAUAGACCCUGUAAAAAGUGCAAAAAUACUUGGAAAGAAGUUCAGUAAGCUGUACGAUACGAGGGCGCUUGACACUUUUAAAAAUUAUGACGAAUACUAUCACUAUAUGACAAAAAUAGGACUAUCUGCCAAGUUCCAUCCUCGAUGCCAAAAAGAUUAUAUUGAUGCAUCAUUUGUACAACAAGAAGAUGGAUCAGUGAUCAUGAAGACACCCCGCUGGUCUCAAGUAUCAGUGUAUAUCAGUGGUCAAACUGUAUAUCGCGAUAGUCUUAAAGUUUUGGGAUCUCUUGAUUGUGAGGUUUUGCACAUAUUCCCCACCCAAGGCUACAAAGAGGGAUCAGAUGCCAUUCGAGCAGCUUUACGAUUCGCCACUCUCGUCGAUAUACCUAAUACAGGACACCUGGUGCCCUUUGAGCAACCAGUAGAGACUUUUGAGGCUAUGAAAGGAUUUGUCCUCCGGAGAUAUCAACGCGGACUAGCAAUCGAGCGUCAGACAUAUGCCAGAGCCUCUUUCUCGCCGGCACAGCGAAAGCAGUUUGUCAAGACCAACUUCGAACAGAUAUUCUGGGGUCUCAAGCAGGGCAAGAGUCCACUACAUUCGCGACUGUAA
This is a messenger RNA of Sugiyamaella lignohabitans, 1149 nucleotides long. It is a transcript of the gene LPX1, whose product is annotated as Lpx1p. The coding region runs from base 1 to 1149 and encodes 382 amino acids. The record is from RefSeq and is a predicted model, not a curated record. The transcript has a single exon. Lineage: Eukaryota; Fungi; Ascomycota; Dipodascomycetes; Dipodascales; Trichomonascaceae.